AUGUCGUGCAAGAGAAGCAGAGAAGAGCUGGAUGCGGAGAAGCCUGCAGAGCGGUCUGUGGUGGCCACUUUUCCGAAGCGCUUUGAAGGCCAACGUGUCUUGGUGACGGGAGGCUCCAUGGGAAUUGGCGCAAGCAUUGCGCGUGCUUUUGCGGAGGAAGCUGCCCAAGUGGUCGUCGCGGAUUUAGUGGAGCCCGAGAACCUCUCGUGCACGUUUUUCAAGUGUGAUUGUGCAGUACCUGAGCAGUUCGAGCGGUGUUGCAAGGAGGCUGGUCCAGUGGAUAUUUUAAUCAACAAUGUGUGCGUUCAGCUGGAGGCACCCUGUCAUGAACACAGUCUCGAGGAUUGGAAUAAGACUCUCUCCAUUGGCCUCACAUCCUAUUUCUUGUUCUCUAAGUAUGUGCUGCCACACAUGAUGCAGUCCAAGAAGGGCGUGAUCAUCAACAUUGCAUCCGUGCAGGGCAGCCAAUCACAACCGCGAAUACCGGCUUAUGCAGCAGUCAAGGGAGGUGUGUUAUCCCUUACACGACAACUGGCCGUGGAGUAUGCAGCCAUGGGGAUACGAGUUAACUCCGUAAGUCCAGGGACGAUUGCGACGCCGCUGGUUGAGUCUCUCUUGAACCGGCGAAGCUCUACUGCUGAAGAAGCUGGCACUGUUUAUCCUAUGAAGCGUAUUGGGAAGCCUUCGGAAAUCGCGAGGGUGGUCCUGUUCCUGGCUUCUGAGGAAGCCAGCUUCAUUACGGCAGAGGAUAUCACAGUGGAUGGUGGCAUUACGAGCCUGGGCGGAUGGGCCAAAGUUGCCUAG
Messenger RNA from Durusdinium trenchii, 804 nucleotides. The record is from the annotation of a GenBank genome assembly. Lineage: Eukaryota; Dinophyceae; Suessiales; Symbiodiniaceae.